AUGGCGUCAAACCCCACGGCAACGCUCACCAGCCUCCUCAAAAGCUCCACCAUCUCUGACCACUCCGAUGUCCUCAAAGCCGCCAACGGCGUCCUCAAGGCCUCCAAAAACAACCCUGAUGCCCUGCAUACCCGAGUAGUGGCCCUCCUCAAACUCGACCGCUUCAGCGACGCCCUGCGCGCUCUAGACGAUGGCGGUGACAAGCUUGCUGAACGUUGCACGUUCGAGAAGGCGUAUGCGUUAUACAAGACUGGGGAACUGGAGGAAGCUUUCAAGCUGGCUCAAAAGGGGGGUGGAAGAGGCUUAAAGCAUGUUGCAGCACAGGUUGCUUAUCGUGCUGAGAAGUUCGAGGAUGCGGCGGUGAUUUACAGGGAGCUGAGUUCAGAUGACGCGGGGAUUGAGGGGGAAGAGAACGAUCUGCGAAUCAACAGCUCGGCAGUCGAUUCCCAAUUGGAAUGGCAAGGCAAUGGGGAGAAGGUCGAAAAGAGCAGGAAGAAGCCUAGUAGAGAGGACCUUGAGGCUUUUGAGACAUCGUACAACGCUGCUUGUGGCUGUAUCGCGCGAGGAGAGCUGGCAUCUGGAAGUGUGUUGUUGAAACGGGCACGAGAUUUGUGUGAAGCGUUGGACGAGUUGAGUGACGAGGAGAAAAGAGCAGAGGUACUGCCAAUUAUGGUUCAACAGGCUUAUGUUUUCACAAAACUCGGGAAGCUGGAAGAGGCGGAGGCUUUGCAAAAUAUGAUAAAAAUUGCUGAUGUCCCUGAGCCUCCCACAAAGGUUAUUGCCCAAAACAAUCAACUGGCUGCAACACCAAGCGAGAACCCAUUCAUGACCCAACGCAUUUUCGACUCCGUUCCCUCGCUAGCACACGGAGAAAAACAUUUCAGACACCAAGCUAGCAUUCUAGAGCGAAAUAGAUACACCAUUGAUCUCCAAUCACUAAAGUACUCAGGUGUAGCGUUCUCGACCGCAUCCAUUAUUACGAAGGCACCCUCCCCAACGACCUCCUCGUUCGUCAGCACACUUACUGUCCUCAACGCCGCAGCUCACGCGAAAUGCGAGACCGGGAAAGCGAGCAUAAAGCAAAUAAUGCCCCUCUUAGAGAAGCGACCUAAUGACGUCGGGCUCAUCUUGGUCCUCAUUCAGCUCUACAUCCUAACCAAUAACCCCGGGCCCGCCAUCACCCUCCUGGAAACCUUCUUCAAGCGCCUCGAAGAGUCUACUUCCCCCGCUGACCAAGAUGUGCGAUUCGCACCCGGCCUCGUCGGACUUAUCGUCUCGCUGUACCGACUAUCCGGUCGAAAAUCCCCCAUAAAAACAGAACUAGGGAAGGCAGCUUCUUAUUGGCGGCGGAAAUCGAAACCCUCUGUAGCACUGUUCCGUGCUGCCGGAAAGUCGUUGUUGGAAUCCUCAGACGCCGAAGAUUUUUCCGCAGCCGGCGAAAUAUUCUCCACGCUCCUCACCCAAGAACCCACCGACCGCACCGCGAUAGCCGGAUACGUAGCGUCAUACGCCACUUCUGACCUCCCGAAAGUUGCGUCGCAGCUCGAAAAGCUAACCCCCGUCUCAAGCCUCAUCGCCGGCAUUGACGCCGCGGCACUAGAAGAAGCAGGCGUCCCAACUCUGGCUCCUCCCAUAUCCGCAAGCAAGAAACGCCCUGCCGAAGCGGAGGAGAAGAAGCCCGAAGAGGUGAAGAAGCGGAAGGUUCGCGCGGGCAAGAUGCCAAAGGACUUUGAGGAAGGCAAGAAGAUGGAUCCGGAGAGGUGGCUACCGCUCAAGGACCGUAGUAGUUAUCGGCCCAAAGGCAGGAAGGGGAAGAAGAAGGCGGCGGAUAUGAUGCAGGGCGGUGUUGUAAAGGAGGAGGGCGAGAGUCUGGAACUUGCUGGGGGCGCGGGGAGUGUGAAGGUUGAGAAGGCUACUGGUGGAGGGGGCGGUGGAGGUGGAGGGAAGGCGAAGAAUAAGAAAAAGGGGAAGAAAUAG
Lachnellula hyalina is the source of this 1977-nucleotide messenger RNA. RefSeq names its product Signal recognition particle subunit (gene SRP72). The record is from RefSeq and is a predicted model, not a curated record. Gene Ontology annotation, cellular component: signal recognition particle, endoplasmic reticulum targeting. Gene Ontology annotation, molecular function: protein binding; 7S RNA binding; ribosome binding. Gene Ontology annotation, biological process: SRP-dependent cotranslational protein targeting to membrane. The coding region runs from base 1 to 1977 and encodes 658 amino acids. NCBI's taxonomy places the organism in Eukaryota, Fungi, Ascomycota, Leotiomycetes, Helotiales, Lachnaceae. The transcript is spliced from 2 exons.